Messenger RNA from Armigeres subalbatus, 593 nucleotides. RefSeq names its product vacuolar ATPase assembly integral membrane protein VMA21 homolog. Gene Ontology annotation, biological process: vacuolar proton-transporting V-type ATPase complex assembly. The coding region runs from base 162 to 479 and encodes 105 amino acids. The transcript has 2 exons. Gene Ontology annotation, cellular component: endoplasmic reticulum membrane. Lineage: Eukaryota; Metazoa; Arthropoda; Insecta; Diptera; Culicidae. The record is from RefSeq and is a predicted model, not a curated record.
UCUUUCCCCCGUUUCUUUUCUUUUGUCAAAUGAGAAAAAUAAUCACAUUCGUUGUGCUAGUCAUUUUGGUAUUUAAAAUUUUAGUUUGCUAAAUAUAUUGAUGGAAUAAUAAGUCAUAAAGUGCAGAAUAAUUUUCAAAACUAUAAAUUCAGCUCGGUAAGAUGUCAAAAUCCAAAUCAAAGCAACAAUUGAGCAAAACCGAACAACGCGAUGAGUAUCGAAAUUUUAAAGUAGUGUUCUCUUACUGCAUUUUGAUAAUCCUGUUUCCGGUAGCUACAUUCUUCGGCUGCAAGCACCUGCUGUUUGACAGUUUUUUCCAGCUGACGGAAAUUAGCAGCAACAUUUAUUCAGCCGUUGCGGCGGUUAUCGCGCUGCAUAUAGCACUCGGAUUGUACAUCUAUCGGGCAUACUUCUAUAGCGAUUCCGCGGCAAGCCAACCUGCCGGAGGCUAUCAAAAAGUUUCCCAGAAACAGGACUAAAUAGAAGAUCAAACUGUAGCCAUCGACAUUAGAUUCAACCGUAAUACAUUCCGUUUCUUGUCAUCCCCAUACUUAUUCAAUUUCACUAAAAUGGACAAACUGGACCUAGUAAAA